UUAGUUAGGAUGGAUUUGAAUCUCACUGAGAUGGAUCACUCAUCUGUGGUGCAAAAUGCAGCAGUUACUGUCAUCUUAAGCUUGGCUGCCCUCCUUGGAAUCCCAGGAAACAUACUGGUCAUCUGGAUUAUAACUUUCAACAUGCAGAAAAAGAAAUCGCCCACUGUUGUGUUGAUCUUGAACUUGGCAAUAGCUGAUGUCCUGGUUCUGAUCAGCUUGCCUCUGUGGAUCUACAGUUUUGUGUAUGGUUGGUCAUUUGGACAAGUGUUUUGCAAGCUCCUGACCUUCAUCAUCCACUGCAACAUGUACGUAAGCGUCUUUCUCAUCACGGUGAUGAGUGCCGAACGUUUCGUGGCUGUCACUUACCCGUUCACCUCACAGCGAUGGCGCAAGGUCAAGGUGGUGUGUGUAGUGGUGUUGUUUGUCUGGAUCUUGGCCCUUCUCUUUGCAAUUCCAGUUUUAAUGUACCAGGAGCUAGGCAAUGAUGAAAAUGGUCAGCCUCAGUGCAUGUUCGGGAAUUUCAGCUCCGAGACUCAGGAAAUUUUAUGCAUUAUGAUACAAUUCAUUGUUGCAUUUGUAAUCCCUUUUUUGAUGAUGUCCAUUUUCUACAUGUGUAUUGGUAAGAAAUUAAGAGGCAUGAUUUUUAAACGUCAUAACAGAACUGGGAUGGUAAUCGGUACUGUGGUGGUCGUAUUCUUUAUAUGUUGGAUGCCUUACCAUGCUGUAAACCUGGUUUCAGUCAUUGCACUGAUGACCAAGACUAAUGAAGCCAUUUCUGAUACCUUAUAUGAGAUCUAUGAUUAUGGCAUACUGGUCGCUGGAGCUUUAGUUUUCCUCAACAGCUGCGCCAAUCCUAUUAUUUACGCAUUUGCUGCACGGAAUAUCCGAAGUGGUUUUCAGGUGUCCACCUUUGGCAAGCUUUUUGACCAGAUGACGCAUUCGGAAUCCAGGAAGAAAAGCAAGGAUGCAUCGACCGAAAAAAAGAGCUUUACUUUGGAAGAGCUUAAUUCUCUCCAGAACGUUUAAGCUGGGUGUCAACAAAAUACAGACUGGUGACUGUUUGUUUUUCUUCAAUAUUCUCGGCAUUCACUCGCUUAUCCUUUCCUAGCAUGCUUCUACCCAGCAUGCAAGAAGCUGACUGAGCCUCUGAAGAGAUGUCGGCAUCUGUAAGGGUGUAAGACAGCAAGGAGCAAAUGUGGAACAGAACUGUUCAUUUUGCUGGUGUGCUUGUGUCUUGCCCUGCAUUCAUUCCACAGGUAUUUUUCUUGUGUGCCAUUUGACAGUUCCGCAAAUUAAACCUAGCCUUCUCUACACUGACAGCUGAGGACUCAAUCUUAUUUUCGUGUAGUUUAUCCCACUUUUAGUGCUCAUAAUGGUGGUUGUGUUCAACUCUGCUGACGGAGAGAUAUAUUGGUAUAAAGUUAAAAGCUCCUCUGAAAACAGCAUUAAUGAUUCCCAAACCUCGUGGGAUCCUGGCCUUGAAUACCACUCACCCUGAAGAAAUUGCAAAUCUUGCAAAAACUAAGAGCUGGUAAACGCAAGAUCUUGCAAAAGUCUGGGACAUAUUGAAAUGUGUAAAUGUGAAACUGAGCUUGGCGGCUGGACUCUUGAGGUGGAAUUUGCCAACACAUCCAAAGGAGGAAGUGUGAAGUCACUGCAAAGGGACACUCUGCCACUUACUCAUCCUAUCCCUCAGGGUUCGGGGCACAUGGAGAUGAAGCAAACCUAGUUGAAUUUUGUCAGUGGGUACUAGGAUUGAAAAGGAUCAUGAAACAAAAUUUAGAUAAGGAUAAUUAUUUCCAAAAAGAAUAGGAAGUAGUGUAAAGUUGGGACCUUUCAUUAUUAUGAAAGUUGGUUUGAAGGAAUUAUUGUUGUUGAGCAAAAAGCAGAUUUCAAAGGAAGCCACAACAGGGAGCUCCAGCAAAAUGUUGGUUCAUGCUGAAAUUGCUGAUUAGGUGAUAUCAAAUGGGAUUUCGUUUUCACCAGGAGUCCAAAAGUCUGAGACAACCCGUGAUGUUGUUAAUUUUGCAGUCUUUUCUAGUAUUACAGCAUUAUGUCCUUCUCUUUUCCUUUUAAAUGAGGUGAAAAUAUGUGUUUAGUGUUGGUUGUAAAAGAGAACUGUUGCUUUUAGGCUGCAACUUCUUUAAGUCAUUGCUGUGACAUUGCUCUCUUUGUUAUGAUGAUUACAUGCCAAGGCAAAAGCUGUUGGAAUAAACUUUUGUGUCAUGUUCAAGUUGUCUGUUCAGUUCCUCACUCACAAGUUUUCUCUGAAAACCAAGAUCGAUUGAUAAUGGGGCUCAUCUGAGCUCCAUGUUUGCAGGACGGAAAGGUGAAGAACAGACUGGAGUUGUUGAGUAUUUACUAUUUCAGUAAUGUUGUAAAUAUAUUGUUUGAGUAGGCAUUCUUUCUAUAAUUCAUCAUGGGUUGUAUGUAAAAAUACAUUAAUUGUUUAUGUCAUGAUGCUACCAUAUGAUGCAUGCAAGUCUCGCUUAAAGUAAACACGA
Messenger RNA from Hypanus sabinus (Atlantic stingray), 2504 nucleotides. Its product is annotated as leukotriene B4 receptor 1-like. Gene Ontology annotation, cellular component: membrane. Gene Ontology annotation, biological process: G protein-coupled receptor signaling pathway. The record is from RefSeq and is a predicted model, not a curated record. The coding region runs from base 10 to 1026 and encodes 338 amino acids. The transcript has a single exon. Gene Ontology annotation, molecular function: G protein-coupled receptor activity. NCBI's taxonomy places the organism in Eukaryota, Metazoa, Chordata, Chondrichthyes, Myliobatiformes, Dasyatidae.